Molecule: messenger RNA, 5323 nt
Organism: Hemiscyllium ocellatum (epaulette shark)
Lineage: Eukaryota; Metazoa; Chordata; Chondrichthyes; Orectolobiformes; Hemiscylliidae
Exons: 7
Coding region: 109-2037 (642 amino acids)
Molecular function (GO): protein binding
Source: RefSeq, a predicted model, not a curated record
CUCCGCUCGGUGGCGAUCAGCUCGGCUCCUCUCUGAGACCAUCCCCUACAGCAGCGAGAAGAAGCGAGUCCUGUCGAUGACCAGCGACGUUCCUGCACUGGCAUUAAAAUGCCCCUGACAGCGCUUCCCUUGGUGAUCUUUCUGAGUCUUUCCGAAGUUACAGGACAUCUCUGCAGAAGCCCAUUACCUGCACCAAGUAAUGUGCACUUCUGGUCAGUCAAUCUGCAGAACGUUGUGCUCUGGGAGCUGCCUAGAGAGAAAAGAUGCAAGAUAUUGUUCAGUGUACAGUAUAAAAUAUAUGGAGAAAAAGAUUGGAAGAACAAAAAGGAAUGCCAGAACAUUACCAAAACAUACUGUGAUGUUUCAAAUGAGACAGCUGACAGUGAAGAAUAUUACUAUGCCAGAGUAAGAUCUAUUUCAAGAGCAGGAUUGUCAGAUUGGAAUAAAAGUGGAAGAUUCAAUCCAAAGGUGGAAACAAACAUCAGCUCUCCAAAAGUAGAAGUAAAAGCUGGGGUCUGUUCCAUCUCCAUUACUUUGACGGUUCCCAAAAAGUGGAAGACAAACAAUGAGCCUCGAGCUAUUUCACUGGCUAAAAUUUUUCCUGACUUAAAAUACAAUUUGACUGUUACCAAUAGAAAAACAAAUAAGUCGCUCAUUUUCCCUGACAGUGGUAAAUUCAAAAAAGUGGAUACCCUGGAGCAUGAUACCACAUAUUGUGUGACAGCUCAAACAGUGGAAUAUUCCUUUCACAGAAUAAGUGAACCAUCUGAGACUGUUUGUGCAACAACUCCAAAAGAUCCUGUGAAACAAAUUAUCAAAAUGAUCCUGCUUGGAUGUGUUCUACCAAUCUUUGCUUUCAUUUUUCUGUUCACGUUACUGGGCUGUUUCAUGUACAAAUAUGUGUACACCAGUGACCAGAAGCAACCUGUAAAUCUGCUACCACAGUAUCGGCCAUCAAAGGCAUUCAUAUUUAUCCCACCUGAGCCUCUGAAGGUUAACGUUAUGGUUUUAGAAAAUACAGAUAAAAAAGCAUUGUCAAAUGGUUGCAUAGCUGCUGACAAAGGUGAUGCUCCUUUAACCUCCCUAGUCAGAAGCAAGUCUGCCAAAGAAUGGAAUGGCCUACCUUUGUUAAUAAGCAACAGCAAGGUUGUAUACAUGCCUCAGGGUGUAGAAAAGCCAACAACAAAAGAGUGUGCAAGUAGCAGUGAGAAUGUUGUGCAGGUUUCCUGUCAACCCCAACCAAAUAAUCACGGAGUUCAGUCCCAUCCCUCAAAUGGAAGGGAGACACAGAAUGUUGUUCAAUAUGGAAUCGUAAUGGAGAACCUGAUUCAGCCUCAGCAGAAGCUAGACAUCCAGCUGCCAAGUGUGAAGUGUACAGAACUGCCACACGUUGGGUACAAAUCACAACUCCCAACACAGCCUCUGGACAGAAAUGCUACACAGCACAGUAUUGAUUAUAGUUUCAUUGGAGCAGAUUCCACUCGUGAUUCAUAUUGUAAGCAAGUUUUCCACAGUCCCGAUGGGGAGGUUGAUGAACCACAGCAGACUAUCUACACAUACUGUUCACAGGCAAGGGGUAAGAACACACAAACUAUAAUGAGUGAUACCAAUUGCAACAGAGUUGGAUCAUAUGGACCUAUUUGUCCACAACAUGAUAUGCUUUACCUGCCAACGAUGCACCAGGAACUAGAACAGUGUGAUUAUAAGUCACAAAUUCAAACACAGCUAUUAACUGGAAAUGGUGAUGAUGACCAUUGUUCUAGUACACUAGGUAGUAACUUCCACUUACUGAAUGAAGAACAGCAUGAUGAAGUUGAGGAGCCAGAUACAACAAUAUUAGAUUGGGAUAUCAAUACUGGAAGGUUGACCAUAUCAGAUUCAGAGAACAGUAUUUUUCUGAAACAUACUGCAGAGCCAGAGACUGAUCUUUUUUCUUCACUAUGUACCAAAGAUCUUUCAGAUGAGCCAAUAGUGACUGAAGAAGAGAAUUACUUAUCGCAGUUCCAAAAACAAUGGAAACUGCGUCUACAGGCAUAGCAAACGGUAAUCCUUUAUCACUGGAAACAUAUAUAGAGGAGCCAGAGGAACCGGUAUUCAAUUAUCCGGAUAUUGGAUUUUCCACCAAGAUCGCAAGAUCCCGAUGCUUGGCUAAACUAUGUUAUCUGGCAUUCAAUUAUCCAGAACUUGAUUAACCAAAUGAAAUACUUCUUGCUCGUGUCCUUCGGAUAAUCGAGGUUCCUCUGUACCAUGUGUAUUUUCAUUAAGAUAUCAACUUGGGUGCUUCCACUUCUGCCUUUUUCUGUGUUCUCUCUCAUCAGGUCAUGCAGCUUCUCUGGCUGAGAAAUUAGAAAGAGAACCUGUCCUGUGGUGUUUUUCUAUGCCUCCCAUGAGCUGAACAUGUGGAUGCACCCUAGUUAACAUCACAACUCAAGAAUUGAAGGCUCAACUGACAAUACUGUUAUCCUGAAUCCUCCAUCAAAAUGCUCCCUAAAACCUAUUACUUUGACCCAGACAUCUGUCCGAAUAUAUCUUUUAUGGGUUUUUCAUUGAGUUUUAUUUUGCAAUGUGCUGGUGAAGUGCUUUCAGACCUUUUACUCUGUUAAAGCUGCUAUAAAAAUAUAAGCUGUUACUGAUGCUAACAACAGAGAUGCAACAUAAACAGCCAAAUCAUGAUCACCAUUGAAUUGCAGAAAUUAUUAGGACUCUUUUUCAUAAAGUUUGUAACAUAAUGGGUUUGUUUGCAUAUUUUAAAAAUUAAUUUUAGAAACAUUCUCCCCUCAUGCUUCCAAUUUAACAUUAGCCCAGGAUGCAAUGCAAGUUUAUGUAGCCAUUACCUCUUGUCUUAAUGCCAUUGUCUAAAAUAGCAGCUUCAGCAGCAGUAGAGGCUGGGUGUCAUCACCAAAUUUAUUGUAACUGCAGCAACUACCUCCAUAGUUCAGUGCAAAGUAUCGAUAUUGGCAAUACCACGCUAAUCCUAAGGCAGAGUUUUGUAGCUGGCCCAUGGACAUGGCAAGAUCAUGCAGUCCACUGGAAUCAGAAAAUAGCCAUGCAGAAAGUCAGGCAAACAGCCUUUCUAGCAUCCAACAAGUAUUAAUGUGACAUAAAGAACUGAAUAAGCAGGAUAAAUUAAUUCAACAAUUCAUACGAAAUAGCAUUGCUAGCAAAUGUGGAGAUACGUGGUUUGACAUUUUGCCCUUUCACCUCUGGACUUAAAUUCCAAUCCAAAACUGCAUUUCUGAAUUUGUUGAGUGCAAUGUUUAGAAUCAUGUCCUUUGAGGUCAUUGGUGCACAACUCCCUAGUAUGAAAUGGUCAGUAACUUGAUUACCUUACUUGGACAAUCUGUACAUUGACAACAAUACAAGUUGCUAUUCUAAAAUUGUAAGACUAUUUGGUGUCUGACCUUUACCUGCUGGUCACUGAUCAGUGCUGAGAGUGGGAGUGAGUGACAAAAAUGAGAGAAUACUCAACACACUGAAUGCCAAGAUUCAAGCAAAAGAGCUUACAUUUAUAUAUUACCUUGUACCAUCUCAACAUGUCUCAAAUCACUUUACAAGCAAUGAAGUACUUUUGAAUGUAUGGUAACAUAGGAGAUGUGACAGUCCAUUUGUGCACAGUAAGUUCCCGCAAUAAAUGUAAUCAUGACCAGAUAAUUAAUUUUUGUGAAGAACAAUCAGAGUUAAUGUUUCAGUCUGCUGACCCUUCCUCAGAACUGAUGAUACCUCAGAAAAUGUUAGCUUACAACAGAAAUCCUGUCAGAGAGUGGAGUAGGACUUCUUCAAGGUGGGCAUACCUAGAAGAGAUGUAGCAAUACGAUAGAUAUCAAAUCAAAACAGAAAGAACUGCUGAUGCUGCAUCCGCAGCUCUUUUGGUUCAAAUUAUUUUUGUGAUUGCUUGGGUCUGUCACAAUCUUACACCAGUGAUUUACUCUGUAACUGGGCUAAGCUGUUCCCUAUUCUCCAAAAGGGUGUUAAAGUUUGAUGGGAAGUCGUCUUUCUAAUUCAAAAGGUAAAUAUCAAUUGAGGCUUAAGGGAGGUGUUGAGAAGAGAGCAAAAAUGGAAAUUGCUGGACAAACUCAGCAGGUCUGGCAGCAUCUGUCGGGAGAAAUCAGAGUUAAUAUUUUGAGUCCAGUGAACUUUCUCCAGAGCUGAUAGUAGCUAGAAAAAGGAGGUAUUUAUGCUGAUGACAAGGGGUGGGAGAAAAGUCAGCAGAUAAACAGAAAUAGAGUUGGAGAGAAAGAAAAAGAGUGUGAGAGAGAGAAAAGAAAAGUCAGUUAGGCACACAAAGAGACAAUGAGCCAGGAAAGGAGAAAAGCUGACAAGGGGGACAAUGAAUAGGUGAGAAUGGGUUGACUGUGCUGAAAACAGCCAUGUUAUGGCAGGGUCUAUGGUAUGGCGUUCAGUAAAGGACAUGGAAGAAGGUGUUCAGGGUUGGGAAGACAACCUGACAUCUGGUAAUGGGAUCCUCAGAAGCACGACUGCCCACCUAGCUCUGAAUUCUUAAGGAAACUACUUCCUCCUCUCCCCUCAGGGUGGUCUGUCUGCACGUGGUGGGUACUUCUGUGAGCCACUGCUGGGAGUGAUUUAAACAGUUCCCAUUCACGGGAUGUAGGAUGGGGCAAGGUUGUGGGAGAUUCAAGGUGCAGAUCAGUGGCAGCUAAUCAUUCUUACCUGCUGUUCUUUUGGCAGAAACAACUCCUUAAGAACUAUCACAAGGAUGUUGUAAAACUUGAGAGGGUUCAGAAAAGAUUUACAACGAUGUUGGCAGGAUUGGAGGAUUUGAGCUUUACGGGGAGGUUGGAUAGGCUGGGCCACUUUUCCAUGGAGCAUUGAAGACUGAGGGGUGGCCUGAUAGAGGUUUAUAAAAUCAUGAGAGGCAUGGAUAGGAUAAACAGACAAGGUCUUUUCCUGGGGUGGGGAGUCUAGAACUAGAGAGCGUAGGUUUAGGGUGAGAGGGGAAAGAUAUAAAAGGAACCCAAGGGGCAACUGUUUCACACAGAGGGUGGAAUGAGCUGCCAGAGGAAGUGGUAGAGGUUGGUACAGUUAUAACAUUUAAAAAGCAUCUGCUUGUAAAUAAAAGGAAAACAUUUCCUGUUUUUUUUUGCUUUACAAUGCUUUAACUGAAGCAUCAGAUUAGGUUCAGACAUCUGGUUGCUGCAAAGUGAUACACUGUCAAAAAAGAAUGAAAACUUAGAACUGUGAAAAAAAUAUUGCUUACAUGCAGAUUGCUUAAUGGAGAUUUUAUAGUCCAUAAUUCAGGUUUUUAAACUCAGCUGUGUUCUAUUUCUCCGCUAUGUUCUUGUAUUAAACAUCAAACUAUGUUGUA